AUGCCGAGAUCAUUGCCGGCUCUCAUGCCACGUCGCUGGCAGAGCCGCCGGCUGUGUCCCUGCGGUGGAAGGACCUGCGUGUGCGGCGUGGCGCAGCCAGGGUGCAUCACGGGGGUGGUGGGCGCGAGCGGUAGCGGCAAGACGGUGCUGCUGCGCACGCUGGCGGGCCACUCGGUUGGCAUUGUGUGGGAGGCUGGGGAGAUUGUGGUUGGCGACGUGCCCGUGCAGGCGCUGCGGGAGGAGAACAAGGCGGCGGUGCUGUCGUUUCUGCCGACGGCGGCCCCGAUCCGCGGCGACCUGUCUGUGGAGGACAACAUCAACUACUGCGGGGCGCUGCUGCUGACCAACGCCACAGAGGACGAGUACAGCCAGGCCCUGGAGGAGACGCUGGAGGGGCUGAUGCUGACCGAUGUCCGCCACCAGAAGGCUGCGUCCCUGAGCCAAGGACAGGCGCUGCGGAUGCGCCUUGCACAGCUGAUGAUUGCGCCGACGCGCAUUGUGCUGCUGGACGACCCGCUGCGCGGCAUUGACGAGGCCGCCGGCGUGCGCAUCCUCAAGUAUCUCAAACGGGUGGCACAGGAGAAGCAGAUUGCUGUGGUGUGCGCGGUGGGCACGGCGACUUCACUCGUCUCUGCCGUGCUGGACACCACGCUGGAACUGGAGAGCGGCCGUGUGCAGGAUGACUUGGAGCGUGCUGGCAACACGCACAACACAAUCAACAGCAGCAGCACACACAACAACAACAGCAACAGCACACACAACAAAUGCGAUAUGAACGGGGUGAACGGAAAGACCAACGACAAGCAGCACGCGGCAGGCGCAGAGACAGCAAGUUCUUUGCCCACAACUGCAAAGGCAGCUGGUGUUGGCCUGGCGCAGCUUGAGGCGCUGCACCGCCCGGUUGCGUCUGUGAAGCAGCAAGUGCACAGCCUUGCGCUGCUGUACAUGAAAGAGGAGUCACCGCGUGCCCUGAACAAGUACAAGGCGGUUGUUGCGAUUGGGCUGGGCCUGGUGACGGGAAUUCUGUGGUUUGGGGUUGGUGUUGAGGAGGACCGGCGCUCGUUUGGGGAGACGGUGAGCCUGCUGUUUGCGGCCAUGAUCACGUGGAUCAUUGCCUUUGUGUACCCGGCUGCCGCUGGGGUGAAGAGCCAGUACCUGCUGCUGCGGCAGGACGUGUCUGGCCACUUCUACUCGUACUGGCUGCGGCUGGUGGUGUGGACGGUGUUUGACUUUGCGGUGCUGGCGGUGUGGCCGAUUGUGUUUGGCACAAUCACGUUUACGCUUGCAUACGUGGGCGCUGACUGGGAGAGCAACCUGACGAAGAGCUUCAUCCUCGCGCUUGCGGCCAACGUGUUCCACGCACUCGGGCUGCUGCUCGGGGCGGCGAUUCCGGACCCCGCGGCAGCCGUUGCCGUGGUGACUGUUGUUGUGCAGGCGAUGCUGAUGAUGGCUGGGUUCUACCGCACGCUGCCCGACGCGAUCCAGUGGCUGCCGAGCGUGAUUGGCAUCCCGUACUACAUCCUGACGGCGCUCAUGCGCACGGAGUUCUCUGCCAACGACUCGUACCGCUGCCAUCCGUCGAGGGCGAGCAGCGCCGUGGGUCCGCACGACUGCUACAUCGAGACCAACCUGCUGACGGAGGACUACCGGCAGCGCAACAUCCUGUUUGUGCAGUCACCGGAGGCACACGAUCCCUCUGAGUGGGCGCUUGUGCUGCCGCUGGUGCUGUUCUACAUUGGCAUUCGCAUUCUUGGCGCCAUCAUCCUGCUCCUUCGCAUUCGCCGCAAGUUCCGCCUCCACGCUCAGCAGAAGCUGCCCUCGGACCAUCGGCGCAGCAGCACGCAUGCGAGCAGCGGUGCUGCGCCCGUGCGUCGCGAGCCAGAGACCAAGGCGCUCAUCUCGUGUACUCACAGCAAUGGCACGGCGACGGAAAACGGCCACUGCACCAAGCAGCGCCCCAGCCACCACCAGCGUCGCGCGUCCCAGAAGCAGCUGCUCCUGGAGGAUGAAGCCAAUGGGGACGCAAUGGACGGGUUUAGCGGCCCGCACACGGACGUGUCGACCGUGUAG
Messenger RNA from Salpingoeca rosetta, 2070 nucleotides. RefSeq lists its product as uncharacterized. Lineage: Eukaryota; Choanoflagellata; Craspedida; Salpingoecidae. Gene Ontology annotation, cellular component: membrane. Bases 1 to 2070 code for a protein of 689 amino acids. The transcript is spliced from 2 exons. The record is from RefSeq and is a predicted model, not a curated record. Gene Ontology annotation, molecular function: ATP hydrolysis activity; ATP binding; ABC-type transporter activity.